Messenger RNA from Camelina sativa (false flax), 789 nucleotides. NCBI's taxonomy places the organism in Eukaryota, Viridiplantae, Streptophyta, Magnoliopsida, Brassicales, Brassicaceae. The record is from RefSeq and is a predicted model, not a curated record.
AUGUUGUCUGAUUCGAAGAAUCUUGACAAAGUUAAAUGCAAAUUGUGUGGAAAAGAAUUUUCAGGAGGUGCUUACAGGAUAAAAGAACACAUUGCCAAAAUUCCUGGAAACGUUUCUGCUUGUCCAAGAUCAUCAAAGGAUGAUCAAGAAAAAUGCAAGAAUGCUAUCGAGGAAGCAAAGAAGAAGAAGAAGAAGAAAGUAACUCUAGAUGAUGAGCUGCGGCAAACAGUUAAUGUUCAUGGCAGUGGAGAUAUGGAUGAUGUGAUUGAACUUGAAGAAAUGGGUUCAAGAAAGAUGCAAAGGACACUUGGUCCAAUGGAUAAGUUUGCAACAAACAUCAAUCCAGAAUCUAGACCUCUUCCAACUAGGCAACAAAAUAUCAAUGAUGCUCUUUGGAAAGAGAAGCUACACAAGGUUCAGCAAUAUAUUGCUAGGUGGGUGUACGCUUCAGGUGUUCCUUUCGAUACUAUAGCCAACGAUGAGUUUAAGCUAAUGGCUGAAGCUAUAGGACAAUUUGGUCCAGGAGUCACACCACCAAGUCAACACCAACUUCGAGAGCCUUUACUUAAGGAAGAGGUUGAUAGAGUUCAUGGUUUGCUGAAACCACAAGAAGAAGAGUGGAAGAAGAAUGGGUGCACGGUGAUGACAUAUGCUUGGUCUGAUCGAAAGAGGAGAAGUAUCAUGAAUCUAUGUGUUAAUUGCAAAGGAGGUACAAUGUUUCGCUCAUGUAAAGAUAGUUCAGAUGAGGCUCAUACAUGUGGAUAUAUUUUUGAGUAUGUCAAAGGCUGA